UAAUCUAAUACGUACUUUGGAAUUAUUGGUGACAUAAUUUGACACAUGACAACAGUAUGUUUUGUCAAAGUCCAUAAAAUUUCGAAAUUUUCGGUGUAUUUCUAAUAAAUUCUUGCUAAAUGAGUCAAGACAAAGAAGCGCAAUGUUUAACAAAAACAAAUUUAUUAGCAUAUCAGAAACCUGAAGGAGAGAAAACGGAGCAGAGACCGUGUCAGAAAAGAAAACAGCCUGCAUAUUCAGCUACUAUAUCGAGAUGCCAACCGAAAGUAAUCAAAAUAUGUACCGGAGCUGAAAUGAAAAAAAUGUGUCCUCCUCCUUGUGACUGCACAAUUAAGCCUCGUUCUUCAGGAAGGUCAUCGGGAGCUCUGGGUAUCCUUUUUUUAGGAAUUAAAGCUGCUAUCGCCGCUACUUUGGUAUACGUAUCUUACGAUAUGGGAAUUUGGGGAACUACUGAUGACACUCAAGACUUGUAUCGGAAAUACUGCGCAGCAACUAGCCAACCAAAGAAAAGGAACGAUAAAUGGGAUCCGCCAUCUUGUGAAGCUCAAAAAGAAUUAUUUGCGGCAAGACCUUUUAAUCCUUAUGGACAUUGUGACGAAGCACCAAUCAAUCCAGAGCGAUCGUUCCAUACUUUCCAAAAUAAAUGGAAUAAAGGAGUUGAAUGUGUAUUUGGAUCAUUGGCUUGUUUUCCAAAUAACAUUAUCAAUUUGUUCUGCGGCGAUAACAAACAAAAAAAUCAACUUACACGCGAUAAACAAGAUACACAACCUCGGUGUAUUCCCUAUAACCAAUUACCGGAUGAACAGAAGGUUAUUAAUUCAUACAAAUGACAAGUUAAAUUUCUGUUCAGUUUGCAUAUUUUGUAAUUAAUCUGCUUUUGGAUCUUGGGAUAUAAAAAAACACGAAAAUGACCUAUCAGUAAUUUAAAUAGUGCGUAUGUACAAGAAAUCUUCGAUUUUUGUCAUUAAACCUCUUUGAUAUCAUCA
Diorhabda carinulata is the source of this 986-nucleotide messenger RNA. RefSeq lists its product as uncharacterized. The record is from RefSeq and is a predicted model, not a curated record. Bases 120 to 830 code for a protein of 236 amino acids. Gene Ontology annotation, biological process: cristae formation. Lineage: Eukaryota; Metazoa; Arthropoda; Insecta; Coleoptera; Chrysomelidae. Gene Ontology annotation, cellular component: mitochondrial crista junction; MICOS complex. The transcript has 3 exons.